CAACAAUACGGGUGUUUCGGAUCGUUAUAAGAAAAAAGCCAGCGAGGCCCGUCUCAGGUUCCUCUCUGCUUUACAUUUUAGUUUCGUCAAGAUAGCUAGAACGAAAUAUCGCAUCGUGUGCCAUUAGCUUUACUUGGAGCAUCUUUACUCAGCUUUACCUGAAUUCUACGUACAUAAUAGCAGAGGGUAGCGUCAGUUGCACACGUGAUGCUGUGUGAUUACUUAAAAACGUACGAAUAAAACAAAAAUGGAAAAUAGAAGCCAGGAGAGCGAGAACCCACAUGAAACAGUGAUAUUGGUUUUCAAUGAAGAGAGAUUCGAAGUUAAAAAGCAAAACCUAAUCGACAAAAGUCAGUAUUUUGCUGCGCGUUUGUCUGGAAACUAUCGAGAUCAUCUUCAGACGGAACUCGUUAUCGACUUUGAUAUUCCUUUGAUUUCGUUACAGGAUUUCAUUGAUUGGAUAAGCAAUGAUGACGAAAAUGAUAUAUCGGCAAAAAUGAUAAAUUACAAUACUAAAGAAUUUGAUUGUAUCCUUGAUCUGUUGAAGUUAAGUUGUAUAUUUGUAGCAGAUAACUUAGAAAAUAUUGUAACCGACUGGCUUGAAAAUAAUAUAUCACCAAAACAUGCAAUUGACAUUUGGUUACUAUCACAAGAAUUGAAUAUUAAUACGCUACGAGAUUGUUCUUUGGCUGUUUGUUUAGACCGUUUUGAUGAACUGCCACUCACAUCAAUUUACGAAUUGUCGAAGGAAAAUCUUCUAAAGUUAAUCGGAAACAUUAAUAUAAGAUCUUCAACGUCUUAUUUAAGUGACAUUGCACAAAAAUGGAUGAAACAUCAUGACGAUUUUACAAUUCCUUUAGAUAUCAUAAAAAAUAAAGAAACAAAAAUUUUACAUAGUGUUAUAUCGUACGAUAGAACACUAAAGAGUGAUGAAAUUAACAGUGAGCAAUUUAUUUAUUGCUGGGAUGGUAAAGAAUUUUUUGAACUUACCUCAUUCAAAUAUCCCAAAAAUAUUAUUGAUGCUAGUACUGGAAAAAAUGCAUUAAAAGGAAUGCAGAUUAUUUGCAGAAGAUACGAUUUAUAUCUUUGUGGUGGAGAAUUUGGAAUUGGUUCGGGAAAGUUUAACACAUAUGUGUGGCGUUAUUCUUUGAUAUCUAAGAAAUGGUAUUUGGAGACAGUUAUGCCAACUAAGAGAAGGCACAUGAUUGCUGCGUUUGUGAAAAACAAAUUAGUACUUAUGGGUGGUGUGGGACAGUAUCGAGAAAAACUGGAUAGUGUUGACAUCUAUGAUAUCUACACAGGUGAAUGGGUGCUGGAAUGUACGAAAAUACCUCGUCAAUUUGUCAGUGUUCCUCAACAUUUUGUUUUUGAUGAGAAAGUAAUCGUAUAUAUUUUUGAUAUGACUCUCUAUAUUUAUUCUCCUGAUAAAAAUGCAUGGGACAUGGAAUUAGAUUUUAUUACCCAAUUAAAUAAUGGAUUAAUAACGUGUAGGACUAUGCCAUGUUACUUUGAUAUAAAUUAUAAUGAAAACGAUUAUAAAGGUACUUUAAUUUUAAAAAUUGUCACGGAGGUAUACAACAAAGAAGAUAAUCUUAAAACAGACUGUUCAUUGCCAAUUUGUUAUAAUGGCAUUUGCCCAUGCCAUAAAGCGCAUAUAAUACAUCAAAAUCAUUUCGAUAUGAUUUACAUCCAUAAACGAAUAGACCCAUACAAGAUGUCAUUGAAUCCAAUACUAUUAUGUACAAGUUUUAAAACUAAACCUGAAAUGAUACAGUUUCAAGAUAUUCCCAUACAAGAAUGCCAUCAAAAUAAGAUUCUUUCGUGUUACACGGACGUACGUUAUAAUCAUCUAAUGCAUCCAGCUCAGCUGCACACGACGAACCUGGAUCACGCUUAAUUUGUGUAAAAACUUUCCAGCCUAUUUGUCUUGACACAUUUUGAUGAUAACAAUUUCAAAGUUGCCGGCAUGUUGCUGGCUGUCUAAAGUUAUGAAGGUAUCAAUUUGCCAACAAACGCGGACUGCUACAAUUCUGAUAACAACACAUAGGUAAUAUAUUUGCGAGCAGUAUGCCAGCAACAAACAUGAUGCUAUUUCACGUUGUUUUGUAAUAAUUAUUACAAAUGCCGAAUAAUAUUUAAUAAUUGUAUAAAUUUUACUAUGUAUAAGUGUUUGUAAAUAUAUGUGAUUUUUAUGUAAAACAUAGAUGAACAUU
Messenger RNA from Solenopsis invicta (red fire ant), 2213 nucleotides. RefSeq lists its product as uncharacterized. The transcript has 8 exons. The record is from RefSeq and is a predicted model, not a curated record. Lineage: Eukaryota; Metazoa; Arthropoda; Insecta; Hymenoptera; Formicidae. Gene Ontology annotation, molecular function: protein binding. Bases 248 to 1897 code for a protein of 549 amino acids.